Drosophila arizonae is the source of this 1358-nucleotide messenger RNA. Its product is annotated as esterase S-like. NCBI's taxonomy places the organism in Eukaryota, Metazoa, Arthropoda, Insecta, Diptera, Drosophilidae. The record is from RefSeq and is a predicted model, not a curated record.
GGGGGAGCGUGGACCUUCGGCAGUUCGCUCGAUGACGGAGUUGAGCACUUCAUGUCUAGAGGCAAUGUAAUUGUGGUGAAGAUCAACUAUAGAGUGGGUCCGCUUGGCUUUCUGAGCACCGGCGACAACGUACUUCCUGGAAACUACGGCCUCAAGGAUCAGCGUCUCGCGAUACAAUGGAUCAAGCAGAAUAUCGAUCGAUUCGGCGGGGAUCCAGAGAAAAUAGUUCUUCUUGGUUUCGGCACAGGCGGCUCGUCAGUCCAUCUGCAUCUAAUGCACAAGGAUAUGGAGAAGUUAGUCAAGGGCGGCAUCUCCAUUAGUGGAACUGCCACUUCUCCCUUUGCUGUGCAGUCCAGUGGGCAUGAGCUGGCAUUCCAAUAUGCCAAAAAGUUGGGCUGUGACAAGCUCAAAACGUCAAUUAAACUGAAGGAGUGCCUGAAGAAAAUGCCAGCCGACAAUUUAGUUAGUGGUAUAAAAUAUCUGCAAGUCUUUGAAUAUGGAAAUUUCGGCGCAUUUAGUCCAGUCAUCGAGUCCCCCGAUUCGGAAAAGCCUUUCCUCACCGAAUUUCCAAUCGAGACCAUCAGGAGUGGAAGAUCUGCCCAGGUGCCGUGGUUGGCCAGCUACACCACGGAGAAUGGCAUAUACAACGCCGCCCUCUUGCUGAAAAGGAGUUCCAAUGGUAGAGCGAAAAUAGAGGAGCUCAAAUCUCGCUGGAAUGAACUGGCCCCCUACUUCUUUUCAUAUCCUUACUUUUGGAAGCGAUCUGAGAGGGAUAAUCAUUCCCGGAAGCUAAAGCAGCAGUACCUCGGCUACAGGAACUUCAGUGUGGAGAACUAUUUCGACGUGCAGCGCAUGUUCACAAAUGAGCUAUAUAAGAAUGGCGUUGAGGCGGCAUUAGACGCACAUCGAAAGUAUGGCGACAGUCCCGUCUAUGCUUAUGUGUACGACAACCCUGCUCAAAAAUCCUUUGCACAGUUACUGUCGAGGCAGAAAAAUCUAUUCUUGGGCACGGGCAUGGGCGACGAUUACUAUUUAAUGUUCAGCAAUCCAUUGCGCAAUCCUCUGAGAGUUGACGAGAAAAUUUCCUCAGUUAGGCUAGUCAAGAUGGUGGAGCAGUUUGCCCAAGCCGGCAACUUUUCCUAUGAGAACUGCGUGUUUCCAGACAACCGAGGCAAAAGGAACUUCCAGCUGUUGGCCAUCAAGCGCACCUACUGCAAAGUUAUGGAAGCAAAGUAUUUACCUGAUAUAGUCUCCAAAAACCUACCGCGAUCCCCUUUAAUCUCGUAUUAAGCACUUCUGCAAUUCCAGAACUGUUUCUAUUAUUUAUCGCCAUGAAAAUAUUUAAUAUAUGUUUAAGG